Triticum turgidum subsp. durum (durum wheat) is the source of this 324-nucleotide messenger RNA. The record is from the annotation of a GenBank genome assembly. Lineage: Eukaryota; Viridiplantae; Streptophyta; Magnoliopsida; Poales; Poaceae.
AUGGAUUUUAGCACCGCCACCAGCACUGCAUCGAGCUCAAUUCCCCCGCUCCCUCUCUCUCUCCAGUCCACCACCGUCCCUCACCAAAUCAUGAGGCUAGCCGACGAGCGCACUCCCGCGUCAAAAUCCAUGGUGGAUCCACAACAAGCGGAGCAGAGGCAAAACGGCGAGCAGGUGGGUGGCCAGUACGUCAAGCGAUGGCGACCACCACCGCCACGGUGGAUGGCUUCUGCUGGAUUUGGCCACCAUGGCAACAUUAUCCUCUUCUACGAGUGCCUCAUGGGCAUGUUUGCCUCCAACGAGCAGAGGACGGCCAUGAGAUGA